Mustela lutreola (European mink) is the source of this 803-nucleotide messenger RNA. Its product is annotated as proteasome subunit alpha type-2-like. Gene Ontology annotation, biological process: ubiquitin-dependent protein catabolic process. The record is from RefSeq and is a predicted model, not a curated record. The transcript has a single exon. Gene Ontology annotation, cellular component: proteasome core complex, alpha-subunit complex; proteasome core complex. NCBI's taxonomy places the organism in Eukaryota, Metazoa, Chordata, Mammalia, Carnivora, Mustelidae.
UGGGGCACUCCAGGUAAAGAUGGCGGAGCGCGGUUACAGCUUCUCGCUGACUACGUUCAGCCCAUCUGGUAAACUUGUCCAGAUAGAAUAUGCCUUGGCUGCUGUAGCUGGAGGAGCCCCUUCAGUAGGAAUUAAAGCUGCAAAUGGUGUGGUAUUAGCAACUGAGAAGAAACAGAAAUCCAUUCUGUAUGAUGAGCGAAGUGUACACAAAGUGGAACCAAUUACCAAGCAUAUAGGCCUGGUGUAUAGUGGCAUGGGCCCAGAUUACAGAGUGCUGGUGCACAGAGCCCGGAAACUAGCUCAGCAAUACUAUCUCGUUUACCAAGAACCCAUCCCCACAGCUCAGCUGGUGCAGAGAGUCGCUUCAGUGAUGCAAGAAUACACUCAGUCAGGUGGCGUUCGUCCAUUUGGAGUUUCCCUACUAAUUUGUGGUUAGAAUGAGGGGCGACCAUAUUUAUUUCAGUCCGAUCCGUCUGGAGCUUACUUUGCCUGGAAAGCCACAGCAAUGGGAAAGAACUAUGUGAAUGGGAAGACUUUCCUCGAGAAAAGAUACAAUGAAGACCUGGAACUUGAAGAUGCUAUUCAUACAGCCAUAUUAACCCUAAAGGAAAGCUUUGAAGGACAGAUGACAGAAGACAACAUAGAGGUUGGAAUCUGCAAUGAAGCCGGAUUCAGGAGGCUCACUCCGACUGAAGUUAAGGAUUACUUGGCAGCCAUAGCAUAAUAACUGAGUGACUGAAAAAUCUGGAAUCUCAGAUAAUCCCUCUACUCAAACAUGUUUAAAGUAUGUUUUGUUUUGCAGA